Trichomycterus rosablanca is the source of this 3713-nucleotide messenger RNA. RefSeq names its product suppressor of cytokine signaling 5b (gene socs5b). The transcript is spliced from 2 exons. The coding region runs from base 306 to 1988 and encodes 560 amino acids. Gene Ontology annotation, cellular component: phosphatidylinositol 3-kinase complex. The record is from RefSeq and is a predicted model, not a curated record. Gene Ontology annotation, molecular function: 1-phosphatidylinositol-3-kinase regulator activity. NCBI's taxonomy places the organism in Eukaryota, Metazoa, Chordata, Actinopteri, Siluriformes, Trichomycteridae. Gene Ontology annotation, biological process: intracellular signal transduction; phosphatidylinositol phosphate biosynthetic process.
GUCAUAUCAGCCGUCAGGAAAGAAGGAAGACGAGGCUGAGAGAGAACAGAGACAGAGGUGCUACACAAAAACUCUGGCUUUCUAUCAAACUGGCAUUCCUCAGCUCUACAGUUCAUUAUUAUUGCGUAUUUUCUCAUGUGCGUGUAAAACAUGGAGCUUUGCAGCGACUGUUCGGAAUUCAGCGCGUUAUAACGGUCACAGCAGCGCUUAUGUGGGAGUCUGACAUCUUUACAGAGCCAUCUUUAUACAGACAAAAGAGGAGUUGAGAAUCACAGCAACACCGCUGAGGUUCUAGUCUUCAGUCUAUGGGAAAAGUGGGAAGGAUGUGGAGCAACCUUAGAAGCAGAUGUCAAACACUGUUCCACACGAAUGGCUCAGAGGCUAGUCUAUGCAAUCCGGACAUGGAUCGUGUUCACUGUGUGGUGGACCUGGGAGCACCCUCUCAGGGAGUACACAUAGGUGAGUCCCAGAUUGAUCGGGGCUCUGUGUCUUUGCAGGUUCCUCUGAGAGGAGGGGGGUACCGGGGCCACAACUGUGUGGCAGAUAUUCCCCAGAUUGUGGAGAUCACGUUGGACAAAGAGAACGAUGAUUUAAGGAGGAUCCCGCUUCUACGUAGAGAUUCAUAUUCCCGACACGCUCCCUGGGGAGGUAAAAAGAAGCACUCUUGCUCCACUAAGACACAGAGUUCUUUGGAGGCUGACAGACGGACAGCACGCUCAAGAGGAGGUCUGAGCAGACGGGAACGGUGCUUCGGAUCCAGCUCUAUCCAGGAGGUUUGUGAUUCUGGAGGAGGCAGCGGUGGACAAAGCGUAAGCACUUCCUCCGUUAGGCAGCGCCUAAAGGACACAGUAGGGUUAUGCCUACCGCUGUCAAUGGCCCGUCGCCCUCGUUUGGCGAAGAGCCAGGUUUCCUCCAAGCGCAAGAUCCACAUAACAGAACUGAUGCUGGAAACCUGCCCGUUCCCACCAGGCUCCGAUCUAGCCAACAAGUGGCAUCUUAUUAAGCAGCACACAGCACCGGUCAGCCCGCAUUCCUCCUCUGCAUUGCUGGACGCUUUCGAUGCAGCACAUCCCUCCCCGGAAGACGAAGAGGAGAGGCUCCGCGAGCGGCGCCGACUCAGCAUAGAGGAAGGCGUGGACCCUCCUCCGAACGCACGGAUUCACACACUGGAAGCUAGCACACAAAGAUCUAGCCUUUUUAAACUGGGACCAAAGACGGCCCCCUGUUCUGGAGAAGAACCCGGGGGAGUCAAGAGCUCAGGUGCUGCUGGGACAUCAGCUUUGCCUGGAAUCAUGGCACAGGUUGGGGCGAGUAUGGGAAUUCCAUCUCAGCCUGUUGACUGUGACUCUGAGGAGGACUCAACCACUCUGUGCUUACAGGCACGGAGGCCUAGACAAAGACAUGCGUCUGGUGACGGGCAUACCUCCAGGCAACCGGGACCCUGGAAGGUUCACACACAGAUAGACUUCAUCCAUUGCUUGGUGCCCGAUCUACUGGCCAUCACAGCGCUUCCCUGCUACUGGGGCGUGAUGGAUCGCUACCAGGCGGAGGCACUGUUAGAUGGCCGUCCAGAAGGCACCUUCCUGCUGCGCGACUCCGCCCAGGAGGACUACUUAUUUUCCGUCAGCUUUCGCCGUUACAAUCGAUCGUUGCACGCCCGCAUAGAACAGUGGAACCAUAACUUUAGCUUCGAUGCGCACGACCCCUGCGUCUUCCACUCCUCCACAGUAACGGGAUUGCUCGAGCACUAUAAAGAUCCUAGCGCGUGUAUGUUUUUCGAGCCGUUACUCACGGCUCCCUUGCACAGGACAUUUCCUUUCAGCCUGCAGCAUCUGGCACGUGCAGCCAUCUGCACACAGACCACCUACGACGGCAUCGGUGCCCUGCCACUGCCACCAGCCAUGCAGGACUUUCUCAAAGAGUAUCACUACAAACAGAAAGUGCGUGUUCGCUGGCUAGAGAGGGAACCACCGUUCAAAGUCAAAUGAGUCCCGGGGCCUGGCUCUGUGCCUGGAAGAGACGGGGGCUGUGAAGGCGACAGACUCAGCUUACAGGAAUGUCUUUAGGCUUCUAACGUGUAUUCAAUUUUUAUAGUUAACACUUUCUCCACAUGGAAUACAAGCUCUUAAUAAGCAGUGUACGCUAACCGCCAAGCAUGGUUAUUUGUUGAGCUCAAUUCAGUAGGAAUAGUCUCUUCCUCUUCGCUCAGAUUCUACUUCAGCCUGCCUGCUAAAUUGCUAAACAAAACCUGUAUGCUGUCUCCAUUAUAACCAUAUUUGGUCGUAAAUGUACUGAAAUGAUAAACAGCUUAAACUUGUAUUAAACCUAGCCAUGCAGGGUUCAAUUAUUCAUUAUGUCAUAGCAAACUUACCAGCAAUAACUUACUAUUUAUUAACCAUAGCUUUUUGGGUGGCAGUUGUUUUUGAGGCAGAGUUUUUUUCAAAACACUGGACUGCCAAUUGCUGCCAUAGUUAAAGCACUAAUGUAAUACAUAAAAGAGAGGAAAUUACCUUAAAUUAAUUAGGCUGCAUUCACACCAUAUGUGGCAAAACCGCUUUCGUGCUGGCUGUGCUAUUGUUUCCUAUGGAGUCAGUAAUUCAGCAUUGACUGUUACCCUUCUGCUGCUGUUUUGAGCAUCGCGCACCACACACAUUUGCCACUUUGAUGCCUGGUGUUUACAGCUUGUCGCUGCAUUCCCAACAUUGAGUCAGAUUAAUUUUUGACCCAGUUUACCGCUGACUAUUUCAAAGCGCUGCCAAUCAGACACAUUUUUUAUAUAACGUUGAGAGGAACAACACACAGACCUGGCUCUGAUGGUUUUACAAAACCCUGAACUGUUGGAUCCAACCUUUCAAUUUUUAGUAUGAUGAUGUGAGCAAAAAAAGCUUUUUUUUUAUCCUGGAGUCGCUUGUUGUGGCUUCGUAGACCCUAGAUUAACCAAUCAAUACAUAUGUAUAAACCCAUUUUAAUCUUUCUAUUUUUUUUUAAUCUUCUUACGUUUCCAAAAACGAGCAUUGCAGCUUUCUAGUAUAACUAAAAUACAUUUCAUACAAAACUGCAUCUGAACAAACUGUCAGCAGUGCCGUCAGCAGUGGUUAUUAUUUCUAGCUUGGUGCCCAGUGGCACAGCCAGCGAAAAAAACCACUUUUGCCUCGUAUCAUGUGAAAGGCUUAAGCGCUGCAAUAAGCAUCAAAUUUCAUCAGCCUUGCAUUAACGUAAACAAAGCGCAAAACAUCAUGUAUCAUGUAAAAGCCGCUAUGAGCAACGUUUCAUGUUACCAGCUACAAAUACAAAUACACAGACGUUAAUGUGCCGUAGAGGCCUAGUCUACACUAACAAGGGUCAGAUAUUUACCAGUUUACCGAUAACCGACAAAUAAGUCAUUGUUUGAUUCAUGCUGUCAGCUGUGUAUAGACACAUUUUGAGUUUUUAGCCAGAUUUUUUUAUGCUUUUAUAUUGUUAAAAUAAUGAACAACAAAACUAUAACGCAUUAAAAUAACAAUCUGUAAAGUGGUUUAGCAUCAGUAUGGUAAACACAUGCGGAUCUUUGUGUAACGUUUUUGUUUUUUCUUUUCACAAAGUAAUGUGGAUGUUUUGCAUCAUUCUCCAGUAUACAGGUAGAACUUAUCAUCUGCUUAUCAUCUUUUAUAACUCCACUAAUAUUGUCAGGAAGAACUUGGUUGCAUCUUUGAUAAAGAUUUGUUUAUAUGAAA